Messenger RNA from Glarea lozoyensis ATCC 20868, 7179 nucleotides. RefSeq names its product Thiolase-like protein. Gene Ontology annotation, molecular function: oxidoreductase activity; fatty acid synthase activity; phosphopantetheine binding. Gene Ontology annotation, biological process: fatty acid biosynthetic process; secondary metabolite biosynthetic process. The coding region runs from base 1 to 7179 and encodes 2392 amino acids. The record is from RefSeq and is a predicted model, not a curated record. NCBI's taxonomy places the organism in Eukaryota, Fungi, Ascomycota, Leotiomycetes, Helotiales, Helotiaceae. The transcript has 8 exons.
AUGGCUCCUUCCGCCGUCUCGGUUGGCCCUGCUGAGAAUGGUCAUGCAGGUGGGCAGACCAUGCCUCCCGCUCUAUUGAAUGGGCAUGGAAAAGGAGUGGCAUCUGGAAAUGAUGCCAACACGAAUGGAAAUGGUUGUGGAAUUACAGCCAACACCCGUCUUCAAAACCCCUUAGCUAAUGGUUGCCCUUCAACUUCUCUCAACACAAACGGCAAAGAUGUGCCCGUACCAAUCGCUAUCAUUGGAAUGGGCUGUCGUUUACCUGGGGAUGUGAAAAGUCCUGAUGAAUUCUGGGAACUGUGCUCCCGAGCGAGGAGUGGCUGGUCUCCAAUUCCGAAGGAGAGAUUUAACCACGAAGCUUUUCACCACCCAAAUCCAGAUAAGCCGGGUUGUUAUAAUCCAAAAGGAGCACACUUCUUGACUGAAGAUGUUGGUCUGUUCGAUGCACCUUUCUUCAAUCUCACAGAGAAAGAGGCCAUCUCUUUGGACCCGCAACAACGUCUGCUACUUGAAUGUACAUAUGAAGCUCUAGAAAACAGUGGGAUACAAAAGAAGAGCAUUGAUGGAAAAAAUGUUGGCGUAUAUGUGGGCGGGUCCUUUGCCGAUUACGAACUGCGCAAUUGUAGAGAUACAGAUACUGCGCCCAUGUAUCAAGCGACGGGAUGUGCCCAGUCACUACUUGCUAAUCGACUCUCGUAUUAUUUUGGGUUGACGGGACCAUCUUUCACAUGCGACACAGCAUGCUCAUCUAGUUUGACAGCAUUGCACUUGGCUUUCCAAAGUCUCCAGAGCGGCGAGUCUAGCCAGGCAAUAGUUGCAAGUUGCCACCUAAAUCUACUACCUGACUAUUUCAUCAUCAUGUCCAUGCAAGGCCUAUUCUCAGACGAAGGUAAAUCGUACGCCUUUGAUCACCGCGGAAGUGGUUUCGGUAGAGGUGAAGGAGCUGGCUGCGUUAUCUUGAAACCUUUGGACGAAGCGAUCAAGGCAGGAGACUCAAUCCGAGCAUUAAUCCAUGGAACCGGGAUCAAUCAAGAUGGUAGAACGAAGGGAAUUACGAUGCCAAGUGGAGAGGCACAGGUCGCACUCAUGAAAGCUACCUACCGAAAAGCCGGGCUGGACCCAACUGAGGUUGGUUAUGUCGAAGCACACGGAACUGGGACCAAAAUCGGCGACCCGAUCGAAGCUACAGCAAUACACGAGGUUUUUGGAGAGGGACGUUCGAAGAAGCAGCCACUUUUCGUAGGCUCGGUGAAAUCAAAUAUCGGGCACCUUGAAGGGGCUUCCGGUAUCGUUUCAGUCAUCAAGACAGCUCUCCUGCUGGAAAAGGGGUUUAUCCUACCAAAUUGUGGAUUCGAGAAACCUAAUGCGAAAAUUCCACUUGAUGAGUGGGGAAUGAAAGUACCUACUUCUCAACGUCCUUGGCCGCGAGGAAAGAAAUAUGCAAGUAUCAAUAACUUCGGAUUUGGUGGUGGCAACGCACACGCGAUCCUAGGUCGUCCACCUGCCUUGCCGAAGCCAAAUAUCGCAGGAGUUAAUACUUCUCUGGCUACGGGCACAAAAGCACCCGCGAAACGUAUUUUUGUACUGUCAGCGAACGAUAGAGCGGCCCUAGCGAAGCAGAUGAAUGCGCUUACGGUUUAUUUAGAGCAACGUCCGGAGGUCUUUCAGAAUUCAUUGUUACCAAAUUUGGCGUAUACCCUUGGACAGCGACGCUCUGUGCUUGCAUACAAAAUUGCCGUCCCUGCUAGAUCAUCUGCAGAAUUGAUCCCUGUGUUAUCUAGAGGUAGUGCGACUCAGUUCCGUUCGCUGGCCGAGCCAAGGAUAGGAUAUGUUUUUACAGGCCAAGGAGCACAGUGGCAUGCUAUGGGUCAUGAACUGCUUGAUGCUUAUCCGGUCUUUGCGACUACGAUGGAACGAAUUGACCAUCAUCUGUCCAACUUGGGCGCUAGAUUCUCCCUUCUUGAUGAACUGUCGAAAGAUGCUCAGUCCUCAAGAGUAUCCGAUGCUGAAAUUAGUCAGCCAGCUUGUACGGCUGUGCAGCUAGCUUUGACAGACUUGCUCGAAUCAUGGGGCAUUAGACCUGCAGCUGUUGCCGGGCAUUCGAGCGGCGAGACCGGUGCAGCUUAUGCAGCCGGAUCACUUUCACUUGAAGCUUGCAUUGAGAUUGCUUACUUCAGAGGACAAUCGAUUGUGGAUCUCAAAAAGCAGUUUCCUGCUCUGAAAGGUGCCAUGGUGGCGAUUGGAGCUUCCGCAGAAGAAAUACGACCUAUGCUCAAGAUGCUGAAAACUGGCCGAGUCGCAGUGGCAUGUAUUAACAGUCCCUCUAGUAUUACAGCAUCUGGUGACGAAGAAGCGAUUACCGAAUUACAGGAAAUGGCCGAGAAGAAGCAAAUGUUCAAUCGAAAACUGCGGGUUGACACCGCAUAUCACUCCCAUCAUAUGCAAUUGGUGGCAGAGCAAUAUUACAAUACCAUUAAAGAAGUCGACCCUACAGGUGGGACAGAAGCGACAUUUCAUUCGUCACUACUUGGUCGCGAAGUCAACACCUCUGAAUUGGGACCUGAAUACUGGGUUAAGAAUCUUACCUCCACCGUCAGAUUUGCCGAAUCAGUACAAAGCAUGUGCCGGGCUGAUGAAAACUCUACUCUCGGUGUUGAUUUCAUCCUAGAGAUCGGUCCACAUGCUGCCUUGGAAGGACCAGUGAAACAAAUACUUAAAUCCAUCGGAGGAAAUGCAACAAAGCUUCCCUAUGGCGCUGUUCUGCAAAGAAACAAAAAUGCGGUAGAUACAACACUGGAGGCCGUGGCAACACUCUUCACGCAUGGCGCACCGGUCGAUCUCGGCGCUGUUAACUUCCCAUUUCCGGGUGUCAAGGCUCCAGUACUGCUAACUAAUCUGCCCAAAUAUUCUUGGAACCAUUCGAAGAAAUACUGGCAUGAGUCCAGGAUCGCUCAGAGCCAUGUUGACCGGCCAUUUCCCAGGAACGAUAUCGUGGGGACCCUUGCAAGCUAUUCAAACGCGCUGGAACCUACAUGGCGGAAUAUAAUCAGAGCAGACGAUCAGCCGUGGGUUAGACAUCAUAAGAUGCAGUCCAUGACUGUGUAUCCAAUGGCUGGUUAUAUUGCAAUGGCAAUCGAAGCAGCAAGCCAACGGGCAACAAUGCGGAACUUCGCUUUCGAAAACUAUGAAAUACGAGAAUUUACCGUCAGCCGUCCAUUAGUCAUUCAUGAAGGCGCUGAUGUGGAGGUCAACAUCACCCUACGGGCUCAUGCGGAGGGGACUCGCUCAUCGUCAGACACAUGGGAUGAAUUUCGCAUUUUCUCGUGGGCGCAAGAUCGGAGUUGGACAGAACAUUGUCGUGGACUUGUUUCCGCGAAAAGAGCUACUGAAAGCAAUCCGGUGAACGGCGCCCAGCAGCUUGCGCAAACCAAAUCUGAGAUUUUGAAGCGCAUGUCAUGUAUCUCGAUAGCUUCGACUACAGAUGUAAAACCUUCAGAUAUGUACGAAACACUGACAGCUGCUGGUGCUGGAUACGGAGAAACUUUCCAAGGCCUUGAAAACUGCCGAGCCAGCGACAAUCACGCAGUUGCCGAUCUCAUCGUACCAAAUACCGCGGCUGCGCUGCCACAUGGAUUCGAAUCCGAGAUCAUAAUCCAUCCCGCAUUCCUAGACCAGUUCAUUCAGAUCGUCUGGCCAAUAUUUGGCGCAGGACGUGGCGGUCUCGGUGUUCUUUACAUGCCUUCGUUUGUACAAAAUAUCAAGAUAUCUCGAGGAUUUGCUACAGAAGCUGGGGAUCGUAUGAGAGUGUAUGGGACUGGGAAACCUACACCUGAGCACCCUGCUCCUACGAAGCUUGAUCUUUUCGCAACAUCAAUGGGUGGCGAAGAGGCACUGAUCACCAUGGAAGGUUUGGUGAUGACUCCUGUGUUUGACGGUUCGAAUGAUGCUGGGGCGAUUGUGAAUCGCGAACUCUGCUACAAGUUAGAAUGGGAGCCUGUUCAAUCUCCUGUGGUGGAGAGGGCACUUGAAAAUGGCAAAACAGAGCAUGCGAGCUCAGAAAUGUCUACAGUUUAUCCUGAAGUUGCGAUCAUUUGCGACGAGGAAACUCAACAAGAUCUGUUAUUCAGUGUUCGAGAGCCACUCUUCCAGCUCACGGGUAAGACUCCAACAAUUGGAUCACUUUCUACAGUGGCAACAGAAGGCAAGAUAUGCAUCGUGCUAUCAGAGCUCGAAAAGCCUAUCUUGUCUAACAUGAAUUCGGAGAACUUUGGACGCGUGCAGAAAAUGAUAGCUUCUGCCGCUGGUAUAAUUUGGGCCGUCAAGGGCGCAUACACUGCAUCUCAAAAUCCAAAUGCCGAGAUGGUGGUUGGCAUGGCUCGCAGCAUCCGAUCGGAGACACUUCUCAAAUUUGUAACCCUGGAUUUUGGGACUUCGUUACAGCCUUCAAGCACUCUGGUUGCUGAGAAGAUAGUCGAGGUGUUUGAGAAAACAUUUUCCUCCGGUGCUUCGCUAAUUGGACUCGAUAUGGAAUACCAGGAACGAGAUGGCGAGCUUUUCGUCCCUCGCAUCGUCGACGAUGCAGAUAUGAACAAAUUUGUUCAUCAAGAAACCCACACAUCAUCUGCUCCAGACAUGCAAUCAUUUACUCAACCGGGAAGGGCACUAAAAAUUGCUAUCGAAACGCCUGGUGCUCUAGAUACACUGUAUUUCGUCGAUGAUCUCGCAGUUGGCUCACCACUUCCAGAUUACGAAGUGGAGAUUGAAGUCAAAGCUACGAGUAUGAACUUUAAGGACAUUAUGAUAUCUAUGGGGCAGCUAUCGAGCAAGUAUAUCGGCGUGGAAUGUUCUGGCAUAAUCAGUGCUGUUGGCAGUGAAGUCAUGAAUCUUGUCGUUGGAGAUCGAGUUUGCGCUAUGAGUGAGGGUGCAUAUUCUACAUAUACCAGGUGUCUCGGUACGAGUGUACACAAGAUUGCUGAUACCAUGACUUUCGAGGAUGCAUCAACGAUUCCAGUUAUCUUUUGCACGGCAUACUAUUCUCUUUUUGACCUCGGUCGUCUUGUCAAAGAUGAGACCGUCCUCAUUCAUGCAGCAGCAGGAGGAGUUGGUCAAGCCGCUAUCAUGUUCUGCAAAAUGGCGGGCGCUGAGAUCUUUGCCACAGUCGGUAGCGUUGGUAAGAAAAAGUUCUUGAUGACCCAAUACGGUAUUCCAGAAGAUCACAUCUUCUACAGCCGAGACACGUCUUUCGCUAAAUGCAUUAAAUGUGCAACAAAAGGGCAAGGCGUUGACCUCGUUCUCAACUCUCUCGCAGGUGAUGCACUACGCGAAACCUGGGACAGUUUGGCACAUUUCGGACGUUUCAUCGAGAUCGGAAAGCGCGAUAUUGUUGGUAAUUCUCGUCUCGAGAUGGCGAGAUUUGAACAUAAUGCCAUGUUUGCGAGUGUAGACUUGACAGUUGCUGCGGCGGAACGGCCGAAAAUCAUGAAGAGGCUUCUUUCGGAUGUCUUUGAUUUGAUGGAGAAGGGACAUGUGAAACCGAUCUCGCCAAUUACUGUUUUCCCUAUUUCUGAAGUUGAGUCGGCUUUCCGGACGUUGCAAGGAGGUAAGACUAUGGGUAAGAUUGUUGUCGUUCCUGGGAAGGAUGAUCAAGUUCCGGCAACUCCUUCAAAAAUACCCAAUGACUUACUUAAAGCGGACGCAACGUACGUUAUAAUUGGUGGUACUGGUGGCCUCGGUCGCAGCAUGAGCAGAUGGGCGAUGCGGAAAGGAGCUCGAAAUAUCGUCCUUUUGUCACGCAGUGGUAAAGGUACAGGUAAGGUCGCAGAACUGGUGGAUGAAGCUACCACUCUCGGUGCGACGAUCACCGUUUUCCCUUGCGACGUCAGCGAUAAAGCACAAGUCGACAAGCUUGUAUCAGAGGAUCUCUCUUCACAUCCACCCAUUCGCGGCGUCAUCCAUGGAGCGAUGGUUCUCGACGAUGUUCUGUUCGAAAAGAUGACCUUCUCGCAAUGGGACGAGGUAGUUAAACCUAAAGUCACAGGAGCUUGGAACUUCCACAAUGCUCUACUCGAGAUCCCUCUCGACUUCUUUAUCGCCCUUUCGUCUGCCGCUGGUGCAGUCGGCAAUCGUGGCCAAGCUGCUUACGCGGCUGCAAAUACGUUCCUCAACUCAUUCGUCCAAUAUCGGAAUAACCUAGGUCUUCCAGCUUCUAGCAUCGAUCUCACCGCCGUAAGCGAUAUUGGCUAUCUCGCUGAGAAUGCCGCGAAGCAAGCACAAGUCGCUGAGAACCUCGGCAGUGAGACUAUCGCGGAGAGUGAAGUUCUCGCUCUAAUCGCAGCUGCUAUCACAGGACGCAUGGAAGCUAACUGCAACAACCACUGCAUCACCGGACUAAAAAUCGGUUCCCAAAUAGACGAUCUCUUCUGGGUCGACGACGCCAAAUUCACCCACCUCAAAACCUCAGCCCUCCUAGCACAAGCCCAACAAUCCUCCUCCUCACCCAAAACCAUCUCUCUCUCCUCCUCCUUAAAAUCCGCUCAAUCCCACGACCAAGCCCUAGAAACCGUCGUCGAAGCACUCCUCACGAAAGUUUCAGCCGUGCUAAUGGUUCCAAGAGAGGAGAUGGAUCCAUCCAAGCCGAUCGUGGUGUACGGAAUUGAUUCGCUUGUUGCGAUUGAGAUUCGCAAUUGGAUUACGAGGGAGCUGGAGGCGAGUUUGCAGGUGCUGGAGUUGUUGACUUCGAGUAGUGUGAGGGCGCUUGGGGAGAGGAUUUUAGGGAAGAGUAAGUUGGUUGAUGUUGCGAGGCUUGGGGUUGGCGGGGAGGUGGAGGGGGAGCAAGGGGAUGGGUUGGUGAGAGCUGGUUCGAUUGUUGUUGCUGAAGCGGUUGAAGAGGUCGUGCUCAACACACCAACAUUAAUUGACACCUCAAACAAGGGAGCAGUCACCUCAACUGUAAAUCCGGCAACGGAGCCACAGGACCUCCAGGCUAUUUCCAGACCUCCAGGCUAUUUCCAGCCACGAAACCAUUCUGGCCCAGACCGUGACGUUCAAAGGAAGCGACGUAAAGGUGUCGACAACAUCCAUCGGAUCAAGCACCCCGGCUUCUGCUUCCAACACUUCUUCGCCAAUCGAGGAAGUAUUACCGGUCGUGUCAUCUUAAACUGCGUGUUUGACAUUGAUUGA